This is a messenger RNA of Vicia villosa (hairy vetch), 3184 nucleotides long. RefSeq names its product protein WHAT'S THIS FACTOR 9, mitochondrial-like. The coding region runs from base 153 to 1226 and encodes 357 amino acids. Gene Ontology annotation, molecular function: RNA binding. The transcript is spliced from 2 exons. Lineage: Eukaryota; Viridiplantae; Streptophyta; Magnoliopsida; Fabales; Fabaceae. The record is from RefSeq and is a predicted model, not a curated record.
CAUUAUUGCAACUUGCAAGAACAAACUCAACAACAAAAACGCAGCUGCAUUCCUCGCACUGAUCUCAACUCGCCUAAUUCAGUAAAACCGGCAGGAAAUCAUUGGCGGAUCCCGUCGUCGGCCGCCAGAAUCAGGUAUUGAGCUGGUUUUAAAUGGCUCGUUCCUCCAAACUCUAUCACCACUUCAACCACAUUAGGACUUUCGUGAAUGCGAGGGUUAAAUGGGUUCGAGAUCCCGAUCUCGACACUGCAGUUCUCAAAGAGAAAAAUCUCAAACACCUAAUUUCUCUCAAGAACCAUAUUGUUUCAUCUCCUUCCAAAUCCUUAUCCAUCUACAAUGCGUCCAUGUUGAAAUCUUCACUCGACCUUCCUAUGACAACGGUCAAAUUCGUUGAGAAAUAUCGUCAUGUUUUCUGUCAGUUCCAACCGGGUCCUGGUCUCCCUCCACGCGUUAAGCUUACUACUCAGGCUUUAUCGCUCCAUAAAGAAGAGAUGGAAGUGCAUAAUUCUCCUAUUAACCGUGAAGAGACUGUUCGGAGGCUUGCAAGGCUUCUGAUGCUUGCUGGCAUGGAGAGAUUGCCGAUUUAUGUGAUUGAGAAGCUAAAGUGGGAUAUGGGUCUUCCGCAUGAUUAUGUUAGAAAUCUUUUGGCUUAUUACCCGGAUUAUUUUGAUGUUUGUGUGGUAAACGAUCCGUCGUCUGGGGAAGCUGUGCUUGCUUUAGAACUUGUUUCUUGGAGAAAAGAUCUUUCUGUGUCUGAGUUAGAGAAGAGGGUAAUGAGCUCGAACUAUGGUGCAGAUAAAAGACGACAUGAUAUUGCAUUUCCCAUGUUUUUACCCCCAAGUUUUGCUUUAGAGAAAAGGGUGAAAGCUUGGGUUGAGGGUUGGCAAACGUUGCCUUACAUUUCCCCAUAUGAAAAUGCAUUUCAUCUCGACUCAAAUAGUGACCAGGCAGAGAAGUGGACAGUGGCAAUUUUGCAUGAAUUGCUUUCUCUUUUAGUGUCAAAGAAGACAGAAAGAGAGAAUUUGAUUUGUUAUGGAGAGUGUUUGGGGUUGGGCUCGAGAUUUAAGAAGGCUUUGGUUCAUCAUCCUGGUAUAUUUUACAUCUGUAAUAAGAUUAGGAUUCAGACUGUCGUGCUUAGGGAGGCUUACAGAAAUGAGUUUCUGGUUAAGAAACAUCCUGUGAUGGGUAUGAGAUAUUGGUACAUUCACCUCAUGACGAAGACAUAGAAGCACCGUAUAGAGGUUGAUUUGAAGAUGGUGAUGAAAUUGAAACUUGGCUACUGAACCUGAAGUAUUUUUUAGCUAUGGCUAUGAGCUUCUGGUUAAGAAACAUCAAGUGGAGGGUAUGAGAUAUUGAUACAUUCACCUCAUGACAGAGGCGUAAAAGUUCCAUAAACAAGUGGAUUUGGAGGUUGAUGAUGAAAUUGUAGCCUGACUGCUGAACCUGAAGUAGAUUCUACUUCAAACUAUCUAGCAUAGUAAUGAAACAAAAUUUCCAAGUUACUUGUUUUCGCAACUGACAUACUGAUUGUUAAGAUGUUUCCUUUGGAAAAUAAUGGUUGCAAGUUCAAGAGCUAUUUAUAAACCUAAUUUUCAUGAAUUACCAUUUUUAUUAUGCUGGAUGUUGGGAAAUUGUGCUAGUUGCCAAAGUUUUAAAUUUUAGGCAAAUCAGUUGUGGUUACCGACUGCAAUUUAAAAUCUUAAUAGUUGGUUGGUACUGAUGCUAACGAGGUUAUCAGUCACUGUAAAUUAUAGAGGAAUGGAUGUCUGCCAUGCCUAAACAACUAUUUGUGUAUAAUUUUCAGUGUUGUAUUAAUUGUGGCUGCUGGCUACAAUAGUGGUUGAUUGUGACUAUGGCUGUGAUUAACAGUCCUGUCUUUGUUUUUUGCCACGGACAAAAUACCUGUUUUGCCCACUUUAAACAUUACCGUGUACAUAGGGGCUUACUUGCUUCCCUUCAUCGAUUGCAUAUUGAAGUAUUUUAUUGUUAGCUCCUCCUGUUUGGUUAUGUAGUCAUACAAAGAAGGACCGUGCUCUAUCUAUCUUCUGCAACCCACCUAUUACUUGGCCAAACUUGCAUCCAUGCAUCUGAUCUGAAAAGGGAAAAAAGAUACUUGAGUUACUUGUGGAAAAAGUGUGCCAUCACCCAAGGGGAGUGAUAUUAUGAUAGUUAUACUUAGUUAGAUGUUGUUUAUCUUUUUCUGAUAUCUAUUAUAAUUAUAGUAACUAAUAUCUAGAAGUUUUCCAGCCUGUUAAUGACUGUCGGAUACUAACUGUUAAUAUAAGUACCUUUUAAUGUGUCUAUUAUUCAGAUCAUUAUAUUAUGGUUUCAGAUUCAACAUACAUGUUCCAUCUGCACUUAUUUCUCUACCUCAGAUUCAAUCAUGGUCAAAUGUCUAUUACAUGGUUUAUAAUAUCUAAUUCAGAAAAUUAGGAAAACAGCUAAAGAUAUCAGAAAUAUAAAUUAAAUCAAAUACAUCUCAACACCAGUCAAGUCUGUCCUUUUCACAGCUCAGUCAAAUUCUAAGUUUAGCAAAAAAUAAAUAAAUGUAAUUUACAUUUACUGUGAAAUUAUAACAUUGCUACUUCCCAAGUGCAUGCAUGGUCUUCUCUAGGUACAUGUCUAACUAUGUUAAUGCAUUCCCCCUCAAGUUGGAGCAUACAAGUGAAAUGCUCUAAAGCUUGGAACAAAUAAAUUGAACUCUUUGCCCCCAUAGAGAUUUUGUGAAGAUCUCUAUUAGUUGAUCACUAGAGCUAACAACUCUAUUAUGAACUCCUUAGAAAUAACUUUCUCGGCUGAUCUUCUAUUUAUACGCUCAGCAAUAAAUAUAUAAAUACAACUCCCAAUACUAACAAUAAUUCCAACACACAGCAUCUUUUGGCUCCUAAGUUUGACUAUAGAUUAUCGCCAACUAGCCUGUUCCUGUCCAUUGAGGGCCAGCGAUAGGCCACCUGGGCCAGCAUAUUUUGGUUGAGCUAAAUUAUAAUUAUUUACUUUUAGAUAUAAUAUGCCUUAAAUUCACACAAUUCUCCCAAAUUUUCAAACAUAAAAUAUAUAUUUUUUGGGGGGCCUAACCCGAAGAAUUGUGAAUGGAAAAAUUUACCAUAUUUUAUCCAAUUUUUUCUGUCAUCUAUUUGUAAUCUUAGCAUUAAAAAAGCAUUGUCUUAAAUUCAUUUUCUAUUUU